AUGGCGGAAGCUGAGAAGAAGCGAGAUCAAACAUUUUGUCAGGACAAAGACGACGACAAAUACCUCGACCUUGGCCACGACGAGCACGAGUCUCCUCUUCCUCUCACCGUCACUUCUCGUGUAUUGUACAUGUUAGGAGACAUAGCAUCCGGUCCAGCUUAUCGGUUUACCCAAUGGUUGGAUUUAGUUCGUAAACGAAGUGCCACUUACGGAUCCUCCGGCUUCCCUCACCGCCUCCACCGCAUCGAUGAUAUGGUCACCAGUGCAGGAGAGAGGAAUGCUGAUCCAAAAAGCCCACCGAGCAAAGAGACUUCAGAAAUCAGUUUGUGGGAAAGGCUUGGCAAAGCUUCGAUUGUGGAUAUUGAUUCGAGCUGCUUCUCAUGGAGCAUGCUCUCUUCACUUCACCAUACUGAACACAGUAGUAGCACCGAUCAUUCUGAAGAGGACCAGACUAAACCGCUUGAGGUUACUGUGAAUUCUGGGGGAGUUGUUUUCUUUGCCCUGUUCAACCAUUCCAGCUCUGAAGAUGCUUCACGAAAGGAAGAAGCAGCAGCUGUUAUCAAAUUUUCGUCAUCAAGGAUGGCCACGCAAUCAGAACGUCUCGGUUAUGAGUUUGCCAGGUGGCUUGGGGUGCAGAUUCCGCAGGCUAGAGUGAUUCAUAGCUGUAAUCCUGAGUGGACAUUGAUCAAAGAAGCAACUGAGAAAGCACAAGCUAAAGCGGCUUCCGAGGGAGACGAGGUUGGUGAAGUGACUUGCUCAGAACUUCUGGAAGCUCUUGAGCUCAGUCGUUGUCUUCUCCUUAUGAGUUAUGUUCAUGGACCUCCAUUGCUGGAGAGCAUGAGUAGUUUCGAAACCGAAGAGAAAGCAGAGACAGCUGCUGCAGCGUUAGGGAGAAUCUUGGUGUUAGAUCUUGUGAUAAGAAACGAAGACAGGCUCCCUUGUCGUCAGCUGAGAUGGCGUGGCAACCCGGCAAAUCUGUUAUUAACCGACAGAGUCGUGUCAUCCACAACAAAGCAUCUAGAAUGCUCGUUUGAAGAAGCUUUUGAUUCCGCCAUCAAACGGUACCAUCCGAGAGACUACAGAUCCAUUCAAAAGGAAAGAAGAGCUUCUUCUGUAGACAGCAGAUCAAGAUUGAGUGUCAGUGAUCAAAGGUUGGUCUCACAGUCGUCUGAUUUCUCUGAUAUAACUGAAUCUCCUAGAUCGUAUGACGCUGGCUUCAUGAGUCCAAUGUCUGAUGGAUCAGUAGCUCCUGAUUUUCACAUUGUUACUAUUGACUCCGGUGUUCCACGGCGUCCUCCUGCCGGAAAACGAGCAAGCGACCAAGAAAUCUAUCCAAGACUAGUGGAGCUGCUUCUCAACAGCAGCCAGUAUUCUUCAAAUCUGUUGUAUGAAAUCACAGAAGGAAGUUUAGGAUGUGCUCAGGCGGAAGAUGGUGAAGGAACAUCUGUUGCUGUUCGGUCGAAUGUGGUAACGCCGGUUGUACGUGAGUUUCGUAACGGUUUUCGAGCUGGUCUGAGGGAUUUGCAAGACGUUCACAUCUUCCUCGUCACACUUCAUCAGAAGCUAGAUGGGUUGCUACGAGCGUUUUUCAGUAUGAUGGACAAAACAAUGUGCUCGGAUUUCGACAGAGAAGACUUUGCUGUUCCUGAAUCUCCAUCAGAUGUGAAUCAUUAUCCAUCUCCUUCGAAAGAUCGUGUGCCUAGUGAUAACAGCUCUGAGCACAGCGAGUCUGAUAUGCACAACAAAUCAGUUCCUAGGACACCAACUUCUGAUAAUAAAGAAGCCUCGGACGCUUCUUCGCCUAAGUCACGGGAAAGCUGGCAGGGAAGAUACAGUAGAGGUGGAGAAUCUCUUAGCAGUCAGCGUUUGGCAUCGAAGCUCCGAGACUUCCAUAAAUUUGCAAAGGUUGAUGCAGAGUCUAAUAAAGAACUAGACCAGUGGAAUGAAACACUACGGAAUGAAGUAAUGAAACUCUGCCAAGAGAAUGGUUUCAACACUGGCUUUUUUGAAGGAAGUGAUAAUAACAGUUGCACUGAUGCUUAUGAGCUAAAGGUAAGACUUGAGCAUAUUCUUGAGAGGAUAUCAUUGAUUUGCAAAGCUGCUAAUACAGAGAAACCAUCAAUGAUACAAGAUAAUCUUUUUAUCGGAGGAAGUUUGGCUGCACGGUCUGUUCACACUCUUCAGCAUUUAGGUAUUACUCAUGUUCUAUGUUUGUGCGCAAAUGAAAUCGGCCAAUCGGAUACUCAAUACCCUGAUCUCUUCGAGUACCAAAACUUCUGUAUAACUGACGACGAAGACGCAGAGAUCGAGACCAUCUUUCAAGAAGCUCUCGAUUUCAUCAACCAUGGGGAAGAAACUGGCGGCAAGAUUUUAGUUCAUUGCUUUGAAGGUCGGAGUAGAAGUGCAACCGUAGUGCUCGCUUACCUAAUGCUCCGAAAGAACCUCACACUUUUGGAAGCAUGGGGAAAACUGAGGAAAGUUCAUAGACGAGCUCAACCAAACGACGGAUUUGCGAGGAUCUUACAGAACCUGGACAAGAAGUGUCACGGGAAGGUGUCAAUGGAGUGGAGACAGAGGAAACCGACGAUGAAAGUGUGUCCGGUUUGUGGCAAGAACGCGGGUCUGAGCAGCAGCUCUCUGAAGCUUCAUCUCCAGAAGGCUCACAAGAAACUGUCUUCGGGAAGCGUUGACAGUGCAAUGAACAUGGAGAUUCAAAAGGCUUUGGAGGCUCUUAAGCUCAGCACUGGCCGUGGCUCAAGUGUUAGCUCCACUUCUUUUCAGUCUCAUUCUGGUUAG
Microthlaspi erraticum is the source of this 2796-nucleotide messenger RNA. The record is from the annotation of a GenBank genome assembly. Lineage: Eukaryota; Viridiplantae; Streptophyta; Magnoliopsida; Brassicales; Brassicaceae.